Molecule: messenger RNA, 1977 nt
Organism: Alexandromys fortis (reed vole)
Lineage: Eukaryota; Metazoa; Chordata; Mammalia; Rodentia; Cricetidae
Product: ATP-binding cassette sub-family G member 3-like
Exons: 15
Coding region: 1-1977 (658 amino acids)
Biological process (GO): transmembrane transport
Cellular component (GO): plasma membrane
Molecular function (GO): riboflavin transmembrane transporter activity; ATP hydrolysis activity; efflux transmembrane transporter activity
Source: RefSeq, a predicted model, not a curated record
AUGUCUUCCAAUAAUGACCCUGUUGCAAUUCCAGUGACAGAAGUAAAUCCCAGUGACCAUCCUGGAAUGGACACCAGUGACCAGAACAUAUUGACUGGAGAGGCUGUGUUAAGUUUUCAUAACAUCAGUUACCUAGAAAGAGUGCAGCAUGGAUUUGCAUGUUGUAAAAAAACAAGUGUGAUAGAAAGACUAUCAAAUAUCAGUGGGAUCAUGAAAGCUGGCCUCAAUGCCAUUAUGGGACCUAAUUAUGAGAGCAGAUCAUUGUUAUUAGAUGUCUUAGCUGCAAGGAAAGAUCCACGUGGAUUAUCAGGAGAUAUUUUGAUAAAUGGAAAACCUCGACCUGCUAAUUUCACAUGUACUUCUGGUUAUGUGACACAAAAUGACGUGGUGAUGCACACACUGACUGUGAGAGACAACAUAGAGUUCUCAGCAGCUCUUCAACUGUCAAUGACUAUGACAAGAGAUGAAAAAGGAAGGCGGAUUAAUGAGGUCCUUGAACUUCUGCAUCUGGAUGAAGUGGCAAAUGUUAAGCCUAGGUCUAAAGAACUUGAGAAAAGGACCAGUAUAGCAAUGGAGCUGGUCACCCAGCAUCCCAUUUUGUUCUUGGAUGAUCCCACCACUGGCUUAGACUGGAGCACUACUACUGAUGUCAUCUCAGUCCUGAGAAGGAUGUCUAUGAGGGGACAGACAAUCAUCUUCUCCAUUAAUCAGCCCCCGUACUCCAUCUUCAGACUCUUUGACAGCCUCACCUUGGUGGCCUCAGGAAAAGUCAUGUUUCACGGGCCUGCACAGGAGGCUUUGGAGUACUUCAAAUCUGCAGGUUAUGAAUAUGAUUCCCACAACAACCCUGCAGACUUCUUCCUGGACAUCAUUAACGGAGGUUUUUCUGCUCUAUUAGACACAGAGAAAGAUGGCCAUGAUGUCAACAAAUAUAAAGAACUUUCUGAGAGACAGCACCAAGUCAGAGAAAACUUAGCCAAUAUGUAUACCCAGUCCUCCUCAUACAGAAAAAUGAAAGAUGAACUGGAUCCACUCUUAAGGAAACCAAAGGCAGGGAGGAGCUCAGCCUUGCAGAUCACGUGUGUCACUUCUUUCUGGCAUCAGCUUCAAUGGAUUAUCUGUCGUUCAUUUGAAAAUUGCCUGGGUUUUCCAAGGGCCACUGGGAUCCAGGCAAUUAUCACAUUCUUACUGGCCGUGAUUGUGGGUACCAGUUUCCUUGUCCUACGAAAUGUUUGUACCGAAGUCCAAACAAGAGCAAACCUCCUCUUCUUGCUCACGGUCUUCCAGUGCUUCACAAGUGUGUCUACCGGAGAUCUCUUCAUGAUUGACAGGAAUCGCUUUCUACAUGAGCACACCAGUGGAUAUUACAGAGUGUCAUCAUAUUUCCUUGGGAAAUUGUUCGGUGAGCUGGUACCCAGAAGGUUAUUCCCAAGUAUUAUAUUUACUGUUAUAGUAUUCAGCAUAGCAGGAGUAAAUACAGAUGUGAAGGGUUUCUUCACUAUGUUUUUUACUGUCAUGAUGUUGGCUUAUUCGGCCAGCUCACUGCCACUGUGUUUCAAAGCAGGGGGGAAUGCAGUGGCUGUACCAACUCUAUCUGUGACCAUCUACUUUGUGUUCAUGCUGGUUUUCUCAGGUCGGUCACUAUAUUCUGGAAGCUUCUUACCUGGGCUCUCAUGGAUUCAGUACUUGAGCAUUCCGCAUUAUGGGUUUACAGCUUUGAUGCACAAUGAAUUCUUGGGACAAAACUUCUGUCUAGAAAAUAACACAGCAGAACUCAGGAGAUGUCGCAACUAUGUGAUAUGCACUGGAGAAGAAUUCUUGACGAGCCAGGGCAUCAACCUCUCAUCAUGGGGCUUCUGGGAGAAUCACGUGGCCUUAGCUUGUAUAACAAUUAUCCUCCUAUCAUUUACCUAUGUGCAAUUAUUACUAUCUAAGAAAGCAGAAGUUCUUAGGUCUUGUAGGAGGAAGUUUCAAUAG